Molecule: messenger RNA, 445 nt
Organism: Piliocolobus tephrosceles (Ugandan red Colobus)
Lineage: Eukaryota; Metazoa; Chordata; Mammalia; Primates; Cercopithecidae
Product: peptidyl-prolyl cis-trans isomerase NIMA-interacting 4
Exons: 1
Coding region: 25-420 (131 amino acids)
Biological process (GO): rRNA processing
Molecular function (GO): DNA binding; peptidyl-prolyl cis-trans isomerase activity
Source: RefSeq, a predicted model, not a curated record
AGAGUUCAACAACAAGCUUCCAAGAUGCCAUCCAAAGGAAAAAGUGGUUCUGGAAAAGCGGGGAAAGGGGGAGCAGCCUCUGGGAGUGGCAGUGCUGACAAGAAGGCUCAAGGUCCCAAAGGUGGUGGCAAUGCAGUAAAGGUCAGACACAUUCUAUGUGAAAAACAUGGCAAAAUCAUGGAAGCCAUGGAAAAGUUAAAGUCUGGGAUGAGAUUCAAUGAAGUGGCCUCACAGUAUAGUGAAGAUAAAGCCAGGCAAGGGGGCGACUUGGGUUGGAUGACCAGAGGGUCCAUGGUGGGACCAUUUCAAGAAGCGGCAUUUGCCUUGCCUGUAAGUGGGAUGGAUAAGCCUGUGUUUACAGACCCACCGGUUAAGACAAAAUUUGGAUAUCAUAUUAUUAUGGUUGAAGGAAGAAAAUAAAAUCAUAUGAAAGACUGAAAAAAAA